GCUGUGACAGAGGACGGUUGCAGCUAUCGAACACUAUGGGCGCUCAACGUAAGACUGUUAGCAGCUGUCUGCUGUUACUCCUCAUAGCCAACAUUUUAUGGAGUACGGAGAGUGGAGUUGGUGCUUCUUAUUCGCCUAACAGUGUGGUGGAGAUACAAUUGGGCGAUCUAUUUCUCGAUCAAUUCAAAUACAUACCCACCCUAGAGGGCUACGAAUAUGGUUACACUUUACCCAAUGGCACACAUCGCGAAGAGCUGGCCGAGCUGCUCAACGCUAAUUCCACACCUGAGGAAAUAAGGAAUGCCAACAAUUAUGCUCGUAACGCAAGGCCAUCACGGCGUCCGGGUGUCAAGAAUCGUAAGCUCUCGGCCAAAUCUCUCUCAUCGCUAGCUGGCUAAGUAACAGGAAGAGCGAGAGCGGCAGUGAGAGCGAAGGUGACAGUGAGAGUGAGAGAGAGAGAGGGAGACGUGAGGCAUCUCUCAAUAUUCUUUGUGAAAUUUUAAGCGCGGUUUUGGUAAAAUUUUCAAUAGCCAAUGUUU
Messenger RNA from Drosophila arizonae, 539 nucleotides. RefSeq lists its product as uncharacterized. The record is from RefSeq and is a predicted model, not a curated record. NCBI's taxonomy places the organism in Eukaryota, Metazoa, Arthropoda, Insecta, Diptera, Drosophilidae.